GUCAUUAGAAGAGGCGGAGACAAUGUUGUGUAAUAGACCACUUCCUACAGAAGAAAACCCGAUUGUACACGAAGGAGAUAAUACGCCUGUGAAUCUUUUUGCUUCUAUAUUGAAUGAAGGAUCAGCUUCAGCUUAUUAUUAA
Molecule: messenger RNA, 142 nt
Organism: Diversispora eburnea
Lineage: Eukaryota; Fungi; Glomeromycota; Glomeromycetes; Diversisporales; Diversisporaceae
Source: the annotation of a GenBank genome assembly